AUGGCGCCCGAACCUGCCAGUCAUCGAGAGGUGAUCGACGUCAGGGAUCCUUCUGUUGGUGUCAGUACAGUACCUAAGCAUAGAAAGUUGAAGAACUGUACUCUGGGCGAGAACUUUAAUUCAAAUCAUUCUAGUUUAGAUACUUGGCUGAUGGAUCCCAUCCUGGCCGGUCCAGAAUGUGUCUCUUACUCUACCAUGGUUCGCAAGGGCUGCCAACCCGCAAUAUUGACAAAUACCUACCUAGUGAAUCGACUAGACAGAUCAACAAUUCUCUUCUCAGAUGAAGUCGUCGGCGAUGAUUCGGGUGUGGAGCUUUCUGAUGGCCUCGUGGACGAAGACCUUCGCACCGGGGGGCCCUAUCUCUGCGCCAUUCCCACUCGAAGUGUGCCUAUCCCUAAGUAUCAUCCGCUUCAGCCGCGGCUGGAGGACCGCGACGCACGUCUCCUCAAAACAAUCAACUCGAUCCUACAGUCGCAUGAUGUCGAUUUCCAGUCAAUCGACCUCUGUGGGCGCAGAUCGGAAUUCGAUCCAGAACCGGAUCUUGUCCCCACCGUCCUCGUCCUUGCCAAAAGACAUGCCCUCGAUAAAAACUGGCUCGAGGCAUGUAGGGAGAUUCGAACGUUUCUAAUAAAUGAGAAUUUGUCGAGCGUCUCUGUGGAGAUUGCCGACUUGCGGGCCUUUGAGCCGCUCCAAUACUCCCCAGUCCUGCCAACAGAUACUAUCUACUACAUCUGGGACAAAGUUCUUGAUCGCAUUUUGACGCAACUCGACCUCGCUGAAAUCAAAUGUGUUGAAUGUUUCCGUAUGGGCACUAGCGACAACCACAAUGAAAACCCGCCGACAGUGAUACUGACUGUUGCCAAGCAGUCAACAAAAGACUGGAGACCUGUUCGUGAAGAUAUCAUUGGCAUUGUCGACAGUUUUCACCUUCCUACUGUUGGCGUGAGCAUAGGGCCAGGCGAUAUAGUAAGACAGAAUGGUGUUUCGGUAGCAUACCCGUUGAAUGCCUAUCAGGACGGAGCCCAAGCAGGCCUAAGCCUUGGGAUUCACGGGUCGAUGCUCUCUGCGGGCACAUUUGCUGGUUGGGUUCAGCUUAAGAAUCCUAGAACGGGAGAGUGGGAAAAGUUUGGCCUUACAUGUUUCCACUGUGUGGACCCAGGCACGAAUUCCAUCUCAACUACCGAUCUAACUCAACUACAAGACUGGCAUAAAAAUGGGAUAUCUCCGAACGACCAGAGCGCGCGGCGAUUGCUUCAACUUGAUCAGCCCUGUCUGAAGGAUAUCAAGAGGGAUCUGAAUAUGCUUCAGGAACAGAUCAAGACUGUGUCAGAAGAUGGCGAAUUCAUUCAUGUCAAAACUGCUGUGGAAUCUGGCAACUUUGUUACUCCUCGCGAUAAGAGGCGGUACGACCAGGACCAGCAACUACUCCAGAAUUACAUGGACAAACAGUCCCUAAUACGGGAUUUUCUGGCCAGUGAUCGCCAUAUUCCGGGUCAUGUCCUUAGUGCCUCUGCGAUUCUGGAUUGGGCUCUCAUUUCUGUCCAACCAUCUCGCGCAUUGAGCGAUAACACAAUCCUGGGAUAUGGCACUCCGCCGCCUUCAAUGUCGUUGCUACCAGAUCUAAAACUGGAGAACUUUACCAAACCGCCUUGUAGGCAUUUCAGCAUUGAAAUACUUUGGUGCGGGGCGAGUACGAUGGUAUCCUCUUCAGGAUUGGGAGAUAUGCGUCCCCACAGAGAAGCUAGAGGAGGCCUCUGGUCUCCUUCGAUCGGAGCCCUAUAA
This is a messenger RNA of Rasamsonia emersonii CBS 393.64, 1782 nucleotides long. RefSeq lists its product as uncharacterized. The transcript is spliced from 11 exons. The coding region runs from base 1 to 1782 and encodes 593 amino acids. The record is from RefSeq and is a predicted model, not a curated record. Lineage: Eukaryota; Fungi; Ascomycota; Eurotiomycetes; Eurotiales; Trichocomaceae.